This is a messenger RNA of Candoia aspera, 1823 nucleotides long. It is a transcript of the gene ZAR1, whose product is annotated as zygote arrest 1. Gene Ontology annotation, biological process: translation. Gene Ontology annotation, cellular component: cytoplasm. The transcript is spliced from 4 exons. NCBI's taxonomy places the organism in Eukaryota, Metazoa, Chordata, Lepidosauria, Squamata, Candoiidae. Bases 1 to 1092 code for a protein of 363 amino acids. The record is from RefSeq and is a predicted model, not a curated record.
AUGGCCACCUUGGUGGACGAAGCCAUGGAGAGCUACGUGUAUCCCUCGUACAACCCCUACUCCUACCGCUACCAGCCGCCGAAGGGCAAAGGGGGGCCGGGCCCCUGGCGACAGCGGGGUGGGUACUUCUCCGGUUACGGCGAAACAGCGGCGGUGGCAGCGGCGGCCGCGGCGGCGGAAUACUUCGACAACUACCAGCGGGCGCAGCUGAAGGCCAUCCUGUCGCAGGUGAACCCCAACCUGACGCCGCGUUUGCGCAAGGCCAACACCAAGGAGGUGGGCGUCCAGGUCAAUCCGCGCCAAGACGCCUCGGUGCAGUGCUCGCUCGGACCGCGGCCGCUGCUCCUGCGCCGUCGAGCCGCCAGCGGCGAGCAGGAGCAGGGCUGCCCGGUCAGCGGCGCCGCGCGGCCCGUGCGCUUUCCCCGGACGAUCGCCGUCUACUCGCCGGUGGCCUCCCGCCGCCUCACCACCUUCUUGGAGGAGCCCGAGCCCCAGGAGCCGCCGCCAGGGCCGCCUGCCGCUCCUUUGUCGCCGGGGCCGCCAGGUACCGACGGGGCCGCCACCGUCCGCGCCAGCUGGGAGAAACCUGAGGAGGGCGGCGCCGAGUCCCAGGAGCGGGAAAAGCCGCCCUCGGCCCCAGACGGGGCGGAAGGAUCGGCGACGAAGACCCCGGCGGCCGGCGUGGCCGAGGAGGAACGGGAAGGCGAGAGCGGGAAAGCCGCGACGCUGCAGCUGGGUCAGCAGGAGGCCGGGCCGAGUAAGAGCCGCGUGCGCUUCCAGUUCCUAGAGCAGAAGUAUGGCUAUUACCACUGCAAGGACUGUAACAUUCGAUGGGAGAGUGCCUACGUCUGGUGUGUACAGGGCACAAACAAGGUUUACUUUAGGCAGUUCUGUCGAACGUGCCAGAAAUCUUACAACCCGUACCGUGUGGAGGAUAUUACCUGCCAAAGCUGUAAGCAGACCAGAUGCACCUGUUCUGUGAAACUGCGCCAUGUGGAUCCCAAGAGACCUCAUCGUCAAGAUCUUUGUGGAAGAUGCAAAGGCAAACGGCUUUCUUGUGAUAGCACAUUUAGCUUCAAAUAUAUUAUUUAAGUAAGUAAGGGCAUAGAGAAGGCCCCUCAGUAUAAGAUGGUACAGAGCAGAAAUUUUGUUUGUUUUGAAGUGGGAGGCUGCAAGAGUGGGAAGCCUGCCAAUGAAGCUGGGGUGAAGCAGCUGUAAAUCAGAAUGCAACCAAACGUCUACCUCAUUUGUUGUAAUUGUGUUAAGGAGAGGGAAUCUGCUUGGUGUACUCUGACAAACUAGAUUUUAUUUUGGUAUGGAAGAAAUAGUCAAAGCAAGUCCAGUCUUUUGUUGUUGUUGUUAUGGGGUGUGUAUGAGGGGGUAGUCUUGCUUAUUAAUUUCUUCAUAGGAACAGCUGCUCUAGAGAAAUGAAUGUACUGUGAGUCAUCCUGAACCAGAACAUGCAACUGUAUUUCACAGUGACAAUUGCCAAUCCAGGCAAGCAAAUCUUGUGGAAAAUGUUUUAGUUGUGAAAACACACAGUUUAAAGAGCUCAAAUAGGAAGGAAAAAGCAAGCACAAAUUGCCGAAAUCCAGAAGUUAUAGAGCAGCACUGUGUUGUCUUCCAGAUGUGUCCAACUGAGUAAAAUGAGAUCAUUGGUUGGGAUCCAGGAUCAUAGGCAUUAUUGUGGAUAUGGGUAGAUUCAGUGGGAACAUGAUCUCAGGAGCACGCCUAUGAAAGGAAUUACUUUGUACAUCAGCAAAAUGAGUUUAAUAGUUGAUGCAUCAUCUGAAGUUUUGAAACAGCUAAGAUUUCCUUUGUCC